Molecule: messenger RNA, 1698 nt
Organism: Penicillium daleae
Lineage: Eukaryota; Fungi; Ascomycota; Eurotiomycetes; Eurotiales; Aspergillaceae
Product: GMC family oxidoreductase
Exons: 4
Coding region: 1-1698 (565 amino acids)
Molecular function (GO): flavin adenine dinucleotide binding; long-chain-alcohol oxidase activity
Source: RefSeq, a predicted model, not a curated record
AUGGCGAGUCCGACCAUGAAUCAAGUUCUCGGAAUUCCUCGCAUUCCCGUGCAUGGAAAGCCGACCGAUGGCUUCCCGUAUGAGUUCCUGCAGUUCCCUGCUGGAGAUCAACCCGAGACGAUUGAAACGGACGUGGUGAUUGUCGGUAGCGGCUGCGGAGGCGCAGUAACUGCAAAGAACCUGGCCGAGGCCGGUCUUCGAGUGCUCGUAGUUGAAAAGUCAUACUCUUACUCCAGCAAGUCGUUCCCCAUGACGCCGAACGAGGCAUAUGUGAAUAUGUUUGAGAACGCGGGAGCCACUAUUAGUGAGGAUGGAACGAUGGCUGUCCUGGCAGGCUCAACGUGGGGCGGUGGUGGUACGGUCAACUGGUCUGCUGCCCUUCAGACGCAGGCAUAUGUUCGUCAAGAAUGGGCCGAUACUGGCCUGCCCUUCUUCACCUCACUCGAGUUCCAGCGAAGUUUGGACCGUGUCUGUGACCGGAUGGGAGUCAACAUCGAGCAUGUUGAGCACAACCGACAGAACAACGUCAUCUUGGAAGGCGCACGCAAGCUCGGCUAUGCGGCCAAGGCAGUGCCGCAGAAUACCGGCAACAGCGAGCACUAUUGCGGCUACUGCACGCUGGGCUGCCAUUCGGCCGGUAAGAAAGGCCCCACGGAGACAUUCCUCGCCGACGCAGCCAAGGCGGGUGCAGUCUUCAUCGAAGGAUUCAAGGCGGAUAAGGUGAAAUUUGACGGGAAGACCCAAAAUGGGAAGCGGGUUGCGGUCGGUGUGGAAGGUACUUGGACUUCGCGCGAUUCGUAUCUCGGCAUCAGUGGCGAUGGCGCCGUGCAACGCAAGUUGAUCAUCAAGGCGAAGAAGGUGGUGGUCUCGUCGGGUACCUUGCAGAGCCCUCUUUUGCUGCUGCGGAGUGGCAUCAAGAAUUCUCAGAUUGGAAAGAAUUUGCAUUUGCAUCCAGUCAUGGGCGGUGGUGCCGUAUUUGACGACUCUGUUCGCCCGUGGGAAGGUGGCGCGUUGACAACCGUGGUCAACGAGUUCGAGGACCUGGAUGGACACGGUCACGGCGUGAAGAUUGAAGCCGUGUCGAUGAUGCCAUCCGUAUAUAUUCCGGUCUUCCCCUGGCGAGACGGUCUGGACUAUAAGCUCUGGGCUGCGGGCAUGAGUCGCAGCACCAGCUUCAUCACGACCGUGAUGGUGGUCCGGGUCUUCCCCGACCCGGUGGAUGGUCGGCCUCGUAUUGAUUAUACCGUCUCGCCCUUCGAUCGGCGCCAUAUCGUGGAGGGCAUCAUCGCCGCCGCGAAGAUCGCCUAUAUCUCCGGUGCGAAGGAGUUCCACACGACUUAUCGUGAUAUCCCGCCUUUCAUCCGCCCUGACGCAGGCACCAAUGAUGUUGCUCUGCAGAAUUGGAUCGCCGAGCUGCGUCGCAAGUCCCCCUUGAACCCCGAACGGGGCCUGUUCGCCAGUGCGCAUCAGAUGGGAACGUGUCGCAUGGGCAAGACUCCCAAGACUAGCGUGGUGGACCCGGACUGCCAAGUUUGGGGAACAGAUGGCUUGUACGUUGUUGAUGCGUCGGUCUUCCCCAGCGCCAGUGGUGUUAACCCGAUGGUCACCAACAUGGCUAUUGCCGAUUGGGCCAGCCGAAAUGUCGCUCGGGCAUUGGGUAAGCCUCGAAGCGAGCGGAACGGUAUGGCUCGCCUGUGA